Messenger RNA from Saccostrea cuccullata (small rock oyster), 925 nucleotides. RefSeq lists its product as uncharacterized. The transcript has 6 exons. NCBI's taxonomy places the organism in Eukaryota, Metazoa, Mollusca, Bivalvia, Ostreida, Ostreidae. The record is from RefSeq and is a predicted model, not a curated record. The coding region runs from base 369 to 839 and encodes 156 amino acids.
UAGCCUGAAUUCCCUUUUAAAGAUCCAAAAUGGUGAUUUUACAGUGCGGCAUGCUGUCUGGUCAUCAACGGAGACUUUUGACACCCGUAAUACCCACAUUUCUACCAUUCACCUCCGUAACCUUUGUUGAGUUCAUCAGACAGUCCAAGACAGGAAGUUGAGGACAGGACAUCCUGUGCUGUCCUCGGUACCAGCUUAUGAGGGAACCAGCUGCAGUGGACAAAGCACGUUACAUCAUAGGAUAAUAGCAUUGAAUUGGAUUCUUGAACCAGAGCCAUGUGAACCUGGUCCACCUGUACCUCUCAUUGAAGACCUGUUAACAUCACCAGAGUAUCUUCAUUCUGAUACACCUAUGGUAUGGUUACGACAUGCAUUAUCUCUGUCAGAAGAAUCCAUUUAAAGAGCUGCAUUGGCAACGAAACAACCCAAUGUGGUCGAUUGUAAGGAAAUACAGAAUAACAGCUUCCAACUUUGGUGCAGUUCUCAGUUCUAAGCAAAGGCGAUUGACAUUGUCACUGAAGAAACGGCUGAUGUCGGCUUACAAUCUGGAGUCCAUCAAGGCUGUUGCAUUGGGUAUCACUCAUGAAGAUGAUGCUUUGAGAAAGUUUGAAAAGGACUUUGAUGCAGCUGUAGAGCAGUCAGGGAUAUGGUUGCAUGAAUCCAGAGUGUUAGGAGCUUCACCUGAUGGCUUAGUUGUUCGACCACCAACAUGCAGUGUAUUUUAUCAAACUCCAGAAGCCAAAGACGCCAUUCCUGAUAUUGUAGAGGUGAAGUGUCCAUAUACAGCAUCGUCUUCAACAGUAGCAGAUGGGGCACAAAAUUUGAAGGAUUUUUCAUAGAUCUUAAACAAGAUACCCUGUGCCUGAAAACCAGUCACCCAUACUAUCAUCAAAUUCAAGGCCAGCUACACAUAUGUAACAAAACA